This is a messenger RNA of Poecile atricapillus (Black-capped chickadee), 2508 nucleotides long. It is a transcript of the gene MVK, whose product is annotated as mevalonate kinase. Gene Ontology annotation, cellular component: cytoplasm. The transcript has 10 exons. The record is from RefSeq and is a predicted model, not a curated record. Bases 16 to 1209 code for a protein of 397 amino acids. Lineage: Eukaryota; Metazoa; Chordata; Aves; Passeriformes; Paridae. Gene Ontology annotation, biological process: cholesterol biosynthetic process; isoprenoid biosynthetic process. Gene Ontology annotation, molecular function: ATP binding; mevalonate kinase activity.
CGUGAGGCGGCGGCGAUGUGGGCGCAGGAUCUGACGGUGUCGGCUCCGGGGAAGGUGAUCCUGCACGGGGAGCACGCCGUGGUGCUGGGCAAGGUGGCCCUGGCCGUGGCGCUGGACCUGCGGACGUUUCUCCGCCUGCGGCCGAGCGCUGAGGGCCGGGUGAGCGUCUCCCUGCCUGGCGUCGGCUUCGGGAGGAGUUGGGACACGCCCGAUCUCCAGGCCCUGCGGGGGCGAAUCGCAGCUGACUUUGAUGAGUCCAAGUCUCCCAGUGUAGAACAGCUGGAUGCACUGAGGGAGUUUGCUGGAAUUACUGCUGGAGCCUCAGCUCCAGAAAGCCUUGCUACGCUUGCCUUCCUGUAUAUGUGCCUGGCUAUUUCUGCUAAGUAUGGGGAUGUUCCCAGCAUGGAUAUCCUCGUGUGUUCGGAGCUGCCCAUGGGAGCAGGGCUGGGAUCCAGUGCUGCCUAUGCUGUGUGCCUGGCUGCAGCCCUGCUCAUGGUGUGUGGAGCCAUCUCCUGCCCGCUGCAGGAGGGAGAGCCCACAGCCAGGUGGACGGAAGAAGAGCUGACACUGAUUAACAGCUGGGCCUUCCGAGGGGAGCAGGUGAUCCAUGGCAAUCCAUCGGGUGUGGAUAAUGCUGUUGGCACCUGGGGUGGAGCCCUGAGAUACCAAGCAGGAAAAAUCACACCAUUAAAGAGGGUGCCCACACUGAGGAUCUUGCUGACCAACACAAAAGUCCCUCGGAGCACCAAGGUCCUGGUGGCUGGUGUAAAGGAGAAGAUACUGAAGUUCCCUGCCAUAAUGAACCCAGUGCUGGACUCCAUCGGUGCCAUUUCUCAGGAGUGCCAAAAUGUUCUGGAAGCGAUGCCUGAAAAUCCAUCACCGGAGCAUUACCCUGUGCUGGAGGAAUUCUUUGACAUAAACCAACACCACUUAAAUGUGCUCGGAGUGGGCCACCCCUCCCUGGACAGGCUGUGCCAGGUGACCGCAUCCCACAGCCUGCACAGCAAACUCACCGGGGCUGGUGGGGGUGGCUGUGGCAUCACCCUGCUGCCACCAGACACCUCCCCGCUGGCCGUGGAAGCAGCCAAGCAAGACUUGUGUGCCUGUGGAUUUGAAUGUUGGGAGACCAAGAUCGGGGCCCCCGGGGUGACGCUGCACUCCGCCUCCUCUCUGAGUGCCCAAGUGCAGCAGGCGCUCGCCAGGUGCUGAGCUGCUGCAGGACUGAGCUCCUGGCACCACGUCCUCGGAGCUUUGUGUGUCCACAUGCCUGGAAACUUCUUCCCGUUCUCCUGUGUGGCUGAGGGCCUCCAGAUGUGGGUAUGGAGCCAGUUUGGGGCCUGGUGUCGCUGGGAUUUGGGACCUGGGAGCACCCGCCCAGUGGUGUUUGACCAAGGCUCUCAAAAUCCUGAUUGGAAUUUCCUUCCUUAACUGCUAUGCUAAUCCCAAGGUGCAGGAAGAGAGGGGCUUGGCUGGAUUCCAGGGUGGAUAAUGACACUUUGCUGUUUCAGAUGCAUGUGGUGUCUCUUCCCUCAUCCCUGGUGUCCUGUGGGGGCUGGCAGGGUGGAUGUGCAUGGUGCUUUGACAUUUUUUGGAUGAGGAGCAUCUUUGGCAACUCAGGGCUUGAUGCUCGGGUCUCUGUGUCUUCUGGACUAUAUUUAAUACAUUUAAUACAUUUGGAAACCUUUAAUACAGCUCUACCUUGCUAUUAAUUAAGUGUUGGAUAAUUAAAAUGCAAGAUAAAGCACAAUUCUAGUGAAAUUACUGGUUUUUACUCUUUUCCAUAAUCUCUGCCUGGUCUGAUAAGCAGGGUCCUGUAGUCAGGCUCUGGUUUUUAUUCACAUGUGCAAGGUCUGUCUCAAACAGCACCUGCAAGGAGGGCAGCUCCAGGCCAAGGGCAGGCUUAAAAUUCUUCCUUGUAAAAGUUGUUGUCAAGAUGUGCUUGAACCAGCACAUCUGUGACCCUGCCUGGUGUUUGGUUUACUUUGAUGUAAUUAAGAUGGGGAAAGAAACCCAAACCACGUCCUCAAAAGCUCACCAUAAGUUGCAGUUGUCAAACUCUAAAACCUAAAUGCAUUUAGACUUAUUACACAAAAUGUAAAUGCAUUUUUUUACUCCUGAAAUUUUAAUGAGCUGUGCCGCAGAACAGAAAGGGAAGUGGCUGAGGCCAGAAUCUCUGGGAGUCAUGAGCUGACUCUGAGGGACUGUGGUCUCUGCUGUAUGUGCCAAAGGGGUUUUAUCAUCGCUCUGUUUGUCUGGAGUGGGUUUUUUAAGUGGGUUUUUAAGUGUAGCUGUGUUCAAGAAUCACUUCACUCAAAGCUGAGUAAUGAAUUGGCAGAAAUGGGGAACUUGUCUUCCCCUUCCAGCCCAGGGAUAAAAAAAAAUCAAAUGUGAGAAGCUGAGAUGUUGUAGCUCUAAACUCCCAGCAUCAUGGUGACCAACUUUAGUUCCCUGAUCCCAUGUAAAACUGUCUCUGGUUUUAAUAAAUCCAUGGGUUUUUUUAUGUGCAAA